ACCCUUUGGCGGGUGGGUGCGUCAGAGGCGGUGUCAGGGGAGGUGGCGGCUCCAGAGAUGGCAGUGAGCGAGAGGAGGGGGCUCGCCCGCCGGAGCCCCGCGGAGUGGGGGCAGCGGCUACUGCUGCUCUUGCUCUUGGGCAGCUGCUCUGGACGCAUCCACCGGCUGGCGCUGACUGGGGAGAAGCGAGCAGACAUCCCGCUGAACAGCUUUGGCUUCUACGCCAAUGGCUCCCUGGAGGUGGACCUGAGCCUCCUGCGGCUGGGCCUCCAGGAGACAGAAGAGAAGACCCCGCUGGUGAGGGGCUUUGAGGAAUUUGCUGGUUGAGGGCGAGGUGCACAAGUUUCCCUAUCCCCCCCGCUCUAGCCCCCAGUUCGUAGCUCCGCCUCUCAUCCGUGUGAUCUUGGGCAAGUCCGUUGGCCUCUCUGAGACUCGGUUUCCUCAUCUGUAACGUGAGAAUAAUAAAAUCUCCCGCAAUAUGUGGUAGGCCCCGAGCUGGGCUUGGUGGGGGGAGGGCACACCAAUACACAAGAUAUCCCUAGUUCCUGCAGUCAAAAUGAGUAGCUAGCAUUUUUUUAAUGCCCACUGAGUACCAAGUACCUGGCAGAGCAGUUUCCAUGGGUCUGUUCUCUCAUAGCCACCUCUCAGGGAUGCUGUAAAAACGUUACACCUGUAAACCCAGCUUUCCAAGUGUUGACACAAGCUCAGAAGUAUGUGGCUUGCUCAGAGUCACAGUGCCUGUAUGCACUGUGUGUGCUGGGUUCCACAGCUCAAGGCAGGAAGCCAUCAACA
Molecule: messenger RNA, 792 nt
Organism: Ailuropoda melanoleuca (giant panda)
Lineage: Eukaryota; Metazoa; Chordata; Mammalia; Carnivora; Ursidae
Product: protein GPR108-like
Exons: 2
Coding region: 58-327 (89 amino acids)
Source: RefSeq, a predicted model, not a curated record